AUUCUGCUCAGGAGCAUCAGUCGUCCCGCGUUGAUUCGCCCCCGUACCGAUCGAUCUCAAAAAUUGUCCACAUCAAUUUUCGAAAGUUGCAGGUCCUCUUUCGUAGUUCUUUGUGGUCAAGAAGUUCUUGUAAGUAUCACAAAUGCCAGAUCCAGAUGAAGAUGAUCUCAGUGAAGCUCUUCUUCAACUUCAUCCUGUCCGGCAGCAGUAUCUUGUUGAGUCGGGUUGAUUGCGCAUUGAUCUCGCCAAAGUCGAAGCGCGAACCGUACCGAUACCGUGCUGUACUUGAAGAGCAAAUUCCGUUAGCAAAUGCCGGCGCACUGGCGGAGGCUCUUGAAGCGGGGCUGCAAAUAGCGGUCGGAAAGCUUCCCCGACCGCGUGAGCACGACGAUCUCCGGACGUGGCCGCGGGCGGCUGACGACGAGGCCGUGCUUGACUUCACACAGACCUGGGACCAGGGACUUCGGCAGGCUGUGUUUCAGCGCAUUCGCGACGCUACCCGGAACCAUUUUCGUGCGGGCGGCCAGAAGUACCGCGUGCUGGAUGGGUCGAGUGACGAACAACAACGCCUCAUUAUUCGCGCGAACCACGCCCCAGUUCUUGUGCAGCAAAAGCAAAAGGGUAGCUUGGACUUGUCGCCAGCUCUUUUCGCCCCGGGCGUCCGGGGGUACGGAUGGCAUUCGGUCUGGUUGGGUUUUCACGAACCCGAUCGAGAUAUCCCGCCGACGGUGAGGGCGGUCAAGGCAGGCGAUAUCGAGCACCAGCAUCUCGACUUUGAAUCCUUUGCGUUUCAGCGCCGCCCGAGGAGUAGUCCCGCCGGGCGGAGCCGAAGAAGUGUGCAACAAGACGCCAAAGGAAAUUCCGUAAAGAUCCAAGAUCGCUUCUUCCCGCGCCGGUACGGAGGCAGAAACAUUCCAGUGCCCCUCUUUCCCGAGGAGGAGGAGGAGGAUGUUCUCGAUCGAUAUCUGCAGGUGGAUCACUACGAGUCCGUCCCUAAGGCUUCGUCAGCUGCAAGAUUGCGCAACUUGGUCCACGCGGAGCGGGACCGCGGCGUCGACCUAGUAGACUCUAGAGCGGGAGCAACAGCAGUACGUGGUCCUGGGACUGGAACUUCAACUUCGAAUACUACAAAAUCCGUUGUAGGACAAAGCGGAGCAGGAAUAGAUGAAAAGCUGAGCUGCAAAGAGGAGGUCGUGGAUGACCUUUCGUGUAGUCGUUCGCUUUCGCCUCCAUUAGGCCGGCCUGCGACGGCAACGACCUGUUCUACGGAGGACAGCGGAACCCGCCCGGGGUCGUCCUGUUCCGUGACCACUGUCGGCUCUUUCAGUGCAGGUUCUGUAGCAGGAGCAGCCAGCACUCCUUAUGUGGCCAAACCUGCGGAUCCGUUCGCAACUUCUGUCGGUGGAGCUGCGCCGGCGACCGUGCCGGUUCUCGUGUUGCAAGACGAGAAAGGGACGGUCGAGCGAGAAGGCGGGGCAGUGGAGAUGAGUAUCUCUGCCGAGGGGAAAAGAGAACAACAAGGAGCUGGAGCGAGCUACCGUCCCACGACGGGAGGCUAUCCCGCCGCGGGGACUUCAUCUGAAGGUUGCUCUGCGCUAGCAGCACGCAGACAGCUGGUUGCGAGCGGAGGAAUGUUUCUUCCGAACCAUGGCUACAAGGAUGCGCACGAGAUCCAGGGCCUGUCGCCACCAAGGCUACGGAUCGUCCCGUUUAAAGGUGGUGCAUGCUCCGCACUCGACGGAAGCCCCGCGCGGGGCGUCCGGGCGACUCGAAAAGGGCUGCAGUUUGGUUCAGCGGGGGGUGCAUCCGAUAGUGAGUUUCGCGGUAACUACAAGGGAGACGGAGGUGGAAGCACGAGUACAACUACCGAUGAUAGCACCCACAAGUAUGAGUUCGUAUACGCACGGCUUGGUGAGGCACACGACCGAAGUGAGCUCGUGUACGACGAGGAUUACGAGUCCAAGCUACUACCAGCUAUCCGGAACCUGGUAAACCAAUUGAAACAGAGCUGCAAGACGGGAGUGCUUGCGACACUGAAUGAGGAAGACGAAGUCCGGGAUCAGUGUGGUUUUGUUCCUUACAGCAGCCAAUCAAGAUCCUUCUGUCCUUCCUCCGCUCUGGUCGUCACUGUGGCGCAUACGAUCCGGGAAGCAGGUCCAUUGAUUUCGUCCUCGUUAUAUGCAGAUGACUGUCAUGCGGAGCAGGAACCGCAGGACGAUGCCGAAUCGCUUGAAAGAUUUCUGGAGCGGCAAGAGCAUCUGAUUGCAGAGGGGACCGGAGGGCGCUUUCCAGGAGGAGCGGUCUUUUUACGAAUCCUUCCGCCCAAGGAUCGGAAACGCUUUCCCUGUCGUCUACGCCGCAUGUUCUACCACGUUUUGAUCGCGACAGGAUCCGAAUCGGAUGAAAUUGAUUUGGGGGUAAAUAAGUAUAUUGCGAACGGUAGCCUCCACUCCGAGAAUAUCCACCGUUAUAAGACCAAAACGAUCCAUCUGGAAGUUGGCGCCCCAGCGGGUGCUUCUGCUCGUGCAACAGAUUCCGUAGGUCCAUGUGUGUGUGAUACCGCAGCAGCAGAUGGAGCGCUAGCCACUGACGGCGAGAACCCGAAGACCGAAGAGAGCCUCGCCAAGUCACAGACGGCAACAUGCGGAGACAAAAAAUAAUGAGCCCAUUGUGCAGAGCCAGUUUUUCUUGAAUCGCGUUUGUCGGCGUCUCAAGAACACAGACAGAGCCGUUUUUGCAUUUCCCAGCGGUCGUUGACGACUAGAGAAUAAAGAGCCACGAUUCAUCUUGCCGGUAAAUCGGAUUUCAGUUUAAGACAAAAGUAUUGCAAAAGAUUCAUGAUGCUAUGUUCAUAGCGUUACGUAAAGGCUUUUCGAGGUUCUUCUUGAGGUUGUGCAAGUAAGUUUGAAGAGCCUUCGAAUAAUUUCGAUGAGGUACGAAAUGACCACCCACUUCUAGCGUCUUCAUUGCUUCGGUAUCCUUUUGACGCGCUCUUUUUCUUUUUGAUAUCGUGUUUUGAAUAGUUUCAUUCAGGAUGCGUCAUCUUAACGUUGGAAAAAAAAACACAGAACAAGCCAUGAAGAUACGCAUUUGUGUUGUGGUGCAGCAUUCUAACCUGUUUGACUCUAU
Messenger RNA from Amoebophrya sp. A120, 3129 nucleotides. NCBI's taxonomy places the organism in Eukaryota, Dinophyceae, Syndiniales, Amoebophryaceae. The record is from the annotation of a GenBank genome assembly.